This is a messenger RNA of Coniophora puteana RWD-64-598 SS2, 1125 nucleotides long. RefSeq lists its product as uncharacterized. NCBI's taxonomy places the organism in Eukaryota, Fungi, Basidiomycota, Agaricomycetes, Boletales, Coniophoraceae. Bases 697 to 921 code for a protein of 74 amino acids. The transcript has a single exon. The record is from RefSeq and is a predicted model, not a curated record.
CAUCCAAGUUUUCCGUUUCAUGCACUAUCGUAAGGAAGCGAACGCGGGUGCUUGAGGGAAACGACGAUUCGCUCCCUUGAAGCGAGGCUAUCGCAUCAGAAGUAACUGAAAUCCCGACGUCAAACUUCCUGAGCUGAGGGAGAGUCUGUAUGACUGUAAUGGCCUCCUCCAGGGCUAAUGGGAUGUGUAUAGGCCAGAGCGCCAGCUGCCCGAGAAGUGGCCAGCUGCGUAGGAGUUCUAGAAGUUUUGACGGACUCGAUGGAUACGCGGUUUUUAGGAGGUUCUCCGCAAUACUGCAGUUUUAGUUGAGUGAGCAUUUGAAAAGGUCGAAGCAGAUGUAGCCACGAGGUGCUGUCCGGGGAUGCAAGACCGUCAAUUCGCGAGGAGCGCAGAUCGCGAAUUACGAAUGUGUGCAAGCUGUCGGAAGCCACCGUGUCAGAAACAACGGCAGCUAUUGAAGAUAUGGAGAACGAUGUCAUGGAGCAGGAGGAAACUUUGAGAUGGCGAAGGAGUGCCAAUCGCCGGCUUGACCGAUCGCUACAUAGACGGGACAGAGACUUCGUGGCUAUCUCGAAUGAAGGAGUGCUGAGGUUGAGUGAGUCGAGUAUGCGAAGGCCAAAACAAUGACCAUUGUCAGGCCAGCUCGUCUCGGCAUUCAGGUCAAGUUGUAGGUUCCUGAAUGAGGGAAAGGUCGCGAUGUGCGUCAAUAUAUCUGUACUAAGGGGGCCGCAACGAAGAGAGCUGAGGGUUUUCCAGCAACAGAUAGCACUUGUUAUCAGGGUCAUCUUUGAGACAGUCAGGUUCCUGAACAAUGUUGGAACAAUGUAUCACCAAGGCCACCAUUUCCUUUGUACACGAAACUCUCUACCGCAGGACAGCGGGACCACAGCAACGGUUCCAGAUGUGGUCUUGUUUCCCUGAAGAGCAUCGUGAUGAUUUCCUCGGAAUCCGCAGUAAUCUUGAAUGUUUGGAUGUUUGGACCUAGAUAGAUUCGAUCCACAAACCCCGCGCCUGAGAGUGACCCGUUGAAGAACACGGUGAUUUCCUGUAGGUUGGGAAGCAGGGCAAUUCUUGGCCAAGGAUGCGCAAACAUUCGUCUCGUUGAUGAAAUCUUCAUCUUCGGUA